CCUUGCCAGUAUUAGGCCUAGAGGAGACCCCAGCUCUUUCUCCAUCAGGCCCUUUCUUCGACUGUUCUGUCCAGUCUCAUCAAGAAACACACAAACGAAACCAUCCCUUCAAUUAGCUCCAACCUCCACCCUCCACCCUCCACCCUAAGCGUUUCUCUCUUUGCCUCUCACUCUGUUCCUGAACAGCAAAAUGGGCAAAGAUCGAAAUGGCAGCGUUCAAGAGAGAAGAAGCAAAAGCUCAGAGAAAGAGGACGAAAACGAAAGAAAAUCCGAGAAAGCGAUAGAACAUUUCGAUUCCCAGUCCGAAGAAGAUAGAAAACGCAGAAAAUCCAGAAGGAAAGCGCGGGAAAGCUCAGAGUUAAGUGAUGAAAAACGCGUGGGGAGCGAUAGAAGGAAGAGGAGAUCGCGGAGGCGGUACAGUAGCGAGUCGGAUUCGGAUUCGGACUCCAAGUCGGAGUCGGAGGAGAGCGGUUCGGAUUCGGCGUCGGAGAGUGAGAGCGAGAGCGAGAGUGAUAGUGACAGGAGGAGGAAGAGGAAGAGAAGGAAAGAGAAAGACGAUGACAGAGAAAGGAAGAGGAGAAGAAGAGAGAAGGAGAAGAAAAGGAGAAGAGAGGAAGAGAGGAAGAAGAAGAAGGAGAAGAGAAAGAGGAAGGGGAAGGAAAAGAAGGAGAAGGGAAAGAAAGGAGCUGUCACUGAUUCAUGGGGGAAGUAUGGGAUCAUCAGAGAAACUGAUAUGUGGAACAAACGACCAGAGUUCACUGCAUGGUUGGCAGAAGUAAAACAGGUGAACCUGGAACAUCUGCCAAAUUGGGAAGAGAAGCAGAUGUUCAAACAGUUCAUGGAAGAUCACAACACAGCUACCUUCCCUUCCAAAAAGUAUUAUAGCCUUGAUGCUUAUUACAGGCGUAAAUUGGAAAAGGAAAUCAAAAGAGGUUAUAAAAAGGUUGGGCAAACAGAACGUACUGUAUUCAAUGAUGAAGAACAGCGACGGCAAGAAAUGAUGCGAGUGCGUGAAAAGCAAAAGGAAGAAGAAGUAGAAGCUCUGAAGCGCUCUAUGCAGAGUGGACUGGCACAAGCAAUGAAAGAGCAAGCUCAACUCAGGGAAGAGAUGGCUUACCAGUACAAGAUUGGAAACUUUGAGGCUGCUGCUGCCAUUCAGAGAAGGUUAGACCCUGAUGCUGCUGUGUGAAAAUGGGUCGCUAUAAUUCAGGAAUUUAAUCCUGUCAUGUUUCUACUAUCAGCAGAAAAUUGCUUUUCGUUCCCCUAGUUUAAGUGCAUACGAAUCUAGCUAGACUGAACUACUAAAUGUACCCUCUGUAGCGGUUGUCCACUGCAGCCGGAAUGUCAUACUUUCUAGGUGGUUAUAUUUUCUGACCAAUUUCUCCUUAGCGGCUCGGUAAGUUUUGCAGAUACAUAGGAAAUGAUGUAUUUUAUUUACUGAUUUCUUAGCAGAUUGAUCAUGAAAGUCACCAACUCCUUUAUGCUUAUGAGAAACGCCAAUAUGAUGAUUUUCUUUUCCUUUUAAAA
Messenger RNA from Prunus avium (sweet cherry), 1527 nucleotides. Its product is annotated as nucleic acid-binding protein. The record is from RefSeq and is a predicted model, not a curated record. NCBI's taxonomy places the organism in Eukaryota, Viridiplantae, Streptophyta, Magnoliopsida, Rosales, Rosaceae.